GUUGGCUACAGUGCAAUUUUGCUGUUUAUAUUUACACAUUUUUAAAUCUGUCAAAUUCUACCAGAAAUUAAAUUUUGUAAUUAAUUUUUAACAAGCUUAAUUUUUUUAAUUUUAUGAUCGUUUUUAUAUUCUGAUUAGUAAAUGUAAGGAUGAAUCGCUCCGGUAAUGAAAGUGCGACAAUAUCCGCACUUAUUAAUAAACUAUGCAAUUUUUACUCCCGGGGCAGUCCAGAACUCUCUUCGAGAUUAUUCAAGACCUCAUCGCAAUUCCUGUCGUCCGUCAACACAAAUUUGUCGAUAGACGAGCAGCACGUCGUGCAUAACAUUAAGAAGAUGCUGGCCGUUUGCGACCCUUCCGCGGAGCACGAUUUCGAUCUUCUCUAUGCUAAGCUGCAGAAAAGUUCAGUGUUGCGAAACCGUGCCGCCAUAUUAUCGCUCUUGUAUAAUCUACAUAAACAAUCCAGUGUGUGUAACGAUUACAUUAAGUAUCCCGAAACAAGUCGAUCGAGUGAGCUUGAUUUCUUGCCGGAUGAUGCGAGCAACGGGGUGAAGAGGAUUUACUGCGCGCCGAGCGCAAACUUUUCCAGCUCGACGAAUACUAGCGGUACCCAGCUAGGUGGGGCGGCCGAAAUUCAAACGACCGGUAGCGAAUAUCAGUUUCAGAUCACACUUAAGGAGCGGAUGUCUUCCGCUGCUUCGUGCUCGACUGCUACCACGUACAACAACAUGAAAGAAAUGGAAUUAAUGCAAGAAGUAAUUUACUCACUGCAAGGCAUCGAAGGGCGAGUCUUAAAGAAGGAACCGGGAGGAUGCGGUUUCGUAAUCGACUCAAAAUCGAGCAAAUCCCUAAACAUAAUUCAAAUCUCCCUAAUCGAGAGGAUAGCGUGCGUCGGUUUCUUACACAACCAGCUGAAGCAGCACUGCGAAGAUGCCGAUAAGCAGAUAGGCGUUAUCGCCCAAUCGCUAAUUGCGACGUUCAGAGAGGAACUUUCCGAGUAUUACAAAACGUUGGCGAUCUUGCAGGCGCAGUUAAAAAAGACCGACACUGAGUUAACACUAAGGCGAAUCCUUGUGUGGAUAGCGGAACCGAACAAUCGAUUGCAGUGGCUCGUUUAUAUAGCCGAGCAGUGCUCUAAUAAGAAAGGGGGCGUGUUAAUUAGCGCAAUACACAGCUUUCUACAGCACGGAGCGAUGUCUGUGCAGAAGAUAUCCGCAAAAAUUUUACUGGCAGUCUGUCGGCCGCUAUACAUCAUGAUGUCGCACUGGUUACUGGACGGCGUGAUAAGCGAUCCUCACAAUGAGUUCUUCAUUGAAGCUAGAAAUAUAAGUAGCGCCGAACGGUUCUGGUACGAUAAGUAUAAUGUGAAAACCUCCAUGGUGCCAUCGUUUAUCAGCACAGAUCAAGCGAAAAAGAUUCUGGCGACUGGUAAAAAUAUUAACUUUCUAAGGCAAAUUUGCAAGGAUUCCAAUCAGCUUCCGGGAAGGGAGGCCAUACAGAAGCUGUUCUCGGCGACGUCGGCCGAUUCGCUUUUCAUUCCAGAUAAAAGUAUUGAUUUGCAUAUAAGUUUGGAGAACGUAUACAAGGAGACUUCGCAUCGGGUUCUAUGCAUGCUGAAAGACAAGUAUAGGCUUUUGGAACAUUUGCAAGCGUUACGGAGAUAUUUAUUGUUAGGACAAGGAGAUUUUAUUCGACAUCUAUUGGAGCUUCUUGCACCCGAACUGGGUAAACCCGCUCAACACCUAUACGUACACACAUUGUCAGCAAUCUUGGAAUCGGCAAUACGUGUUACAAAUGCACAAUACGAAGAUGAAGACAUAUUAAAAAGACUCGUCGUAGAAUUUUUGCAUUCGUCACAUGGCGACACCGGUUGGGACGUGUUCACUUUGGUCUACAUCGUCGACGGUCCUGUCGGGACUAUAUUCGAGCCGGCUAUGUCCGAGUACCGAAGCCUAUUCGGAUCCUUAUGGAAGGCGAAAAGAAUGGAAUACGUCCUUUCGAAUAUGCGCAAGCAGCAGAUCACUAGUGCCAAACAGUUCCGCAAGAUGAAGGUGUUACAGCCGAUCCUUCACCAAAUACACAUUUUGUCGAGUGCCAUGAUACACUUUUUACAUCAAACGCAAUACUACUUUCUCUUCGAGGUGCUCGAGUGCUCGUGGGCCGAAAUGAUGCGACAGGUCAACCAAGCGGAAUGCCUGGACGACGUCAUAAAUGCUCACACAACAUUUUUAAGCUCGGUACAGUGCGGUGUUCUCUUGGACUCCGGCUUGGAAGUAAACGAGAGGGGGUUUUCGGAAAUGUGCGCGCAAUUGCGAAUUAUAUACAACCUCAUCUUACACCUCGAGUCAACACAAGAAACUUUGUACAAGGUGGCGCUGGAGGAGCACAAAGUGCUCUGUGCCGUCGAGAGAGAACGCGAGAAAUUGCAACGAGCCGGCAAAUUCUCGCUGACACGCGAGCGAGAAAAGGAGGACAAACUUAGAAUUAGCAAAUUCCACAAUAGCCUAAACGUAAUUAAGCAUCAAAUUAAACAAAUAGCUUACAAGUAUAAGCAAUUUGUUCAAAAGUAUCUCAAUCUUUUGGCGGUCAGUUCCGAUCAAAACUUACAGUUAUUAAGUGUCCGAUUGAAUUUCAACGAUUAUUAUAAAAUCAUUUGACAGGAGGAGUUUGCCUUUACUAAUUUACAGGGCGAACAUAGCAAAUUAAAAACUAAACUCAAUGUAAAUAAUUACUCACAGCCGUACCUUAACGGCACAUCCGACCAUAUCAGCUCGUUAACAACGCCGCUAACACCUAACAACGAUUAUAGCUACGGCAGUGUAGACUCCCUGUUGCACACCAGAGACAAGCAGAAACGAAACAAAAACACCUGAUGCUGUAUCGGGUGAGAAAUGGUGCUGCCCGAGCUCGCCAUUUCUCACCCCUAGCAAACAUUCUUUUAAUCUAGUUUUAAAACGCUUCCGCGCCAAGUUAUUGUUUGGUAUCUACGAUGUAAGCCACAAAUAAACAGAUAUGUCUUAA
Molecule: messenger RNA, 3018 nt
Organism: Photinus pyralis (common eastern firefly)
Lineage: Eukaryota; Metazoa; Arthropoda; Insecta; Coleoptera; Lampyridae
Gene: Grip91
Product: gamma-tubulin complex component 3
Exons: 10
Coding region: 150-2654 (834 amino acids)
Biological process (GO): cytoplasmic microtubule organization; meiotic cell cycle; mitotic cell cycle
Cellular component (GO): equatorial microtubule organizing center; gamma-tubulin small complex; centrosome
Molecular function (GO): microtubule minus-end binding; gamma-tubulin binding
Source: RefSeq, a predicted model, not a curated record